AUGCGUGGUGCAGACAUUAUCCCGAGUACAUGCAUCCUUCCUGACCAACUGCUUGCCAAGAGAGAGAAGUUAAAGAAAGUGCGCCAUCAGCUCACCGCAGAUGCCAUUACUAGUAUUUUAAAUGGACAAGUGCUGGAGCCCGAGUCACUUACUAAACCAGAAACAAUUAAACAUUUGGCUGCAUUUCAACCUCAACAUUUUGAAAUUCAUGGCAUGAUGCACGAUCAACUCGUUCAAUAUUCGAAACUCAUGGGAUUUUCUACUUGGAGACCUUCAUGGAUGCUAAAAUCUAAGCUCAAAAAGCAUUUUCAAUUUCUUAAAGAGGAUGACAUGUUGUUAAAGUCUGAAGGUUUAGAAGGCUUGUCCAUGGAGGAAUUGCAGCUGGCAUGUGAGGACCGAGGCAUUGUGUCUGUUGGGCUUGAGCGGGCAAAUCUUGCUGAUAAGCUGUACAAAUGGAUUGAUUUGCACACCACUCCAGAUCCACACAUCCAACCGGGUUUGAUGAUGCUUUACUCGACUGUUAAUCCUCAUUUUGACAAAACAUCAUCACAACUAUCAGCAAAUGAAACCCAGUAA
Batrachochytrium dendrobatidis JAM81 is the source of this 576-nucleotide messenger RNA. RefSeq lists its product as uncharacterized. The coding region runs from base 1 to 576 and encodes 191 amino acids. The transcript is spliced from 3 exons. Gene Ontology annotation, cellular component: mitochondrial inner membrane. Lineage: Eukaryota; Fungi; Chytridiomycota; Chytridiomycetes; Rhizophydiales. Gene Ontology annotation, molecular function: ribosome binding. The record is from RefSeq and is a predicted model, not a curated record.